This is a messenger RNA of Exophiala viscosa, 3327 nucleotides long. Its product is annotated as Na+-exporting ATPase. Gene Ontology annotation, biological process: intracellular calcium ion homeostasis; monoatomic ion transmembrane transport; sodium ion transport. The transcript has a single exon. The record is from RefSeq and is a predicted model, not a curated record. The coding region runs from base 1 to 3327 and encodes 1108 amino acids. Gene Ontology annotation, cellular component: plasma membrane. Lineage: Eukaryota; Fungi; Ascomycota; Eurotiomycetes; Chaetothyriales; Herpotrichiellaceae. Gene Ontology annotation, molecular function: P-type sodium transporter activity; P-type potassium transmembrane transporter activity; ATP hydrolysis activity.
AUGGGUAAGGAGCAUGAAAGGGCCGAACAACAAUACACCCAAGAACCCUUCCUUCUGUCGAGGGACGAGCUGGUAGCCCAGCUAGGCACAAACACCGACAUAGGCUUGAGCAGCAAUCAGGUCCAGCAAAACCAGGAGAAAUAUGGCACCAACAAACUCGAGGGUGAUGGCGGGGUAUCCUGGUACGCCAUACUGGGAAAGCAAAUUUCCAAUGCCAUGAUAUUGGUCCUGGUGCUCGCAAUGGCACUAUCCUACGGCGUCGAAGAUUUCGUCGAAGGAGCCGUCAUCACCGCCGUCAUCGUUCUCAAUGUCCUCAUUGGAUUCUACCAGGAAUUUCAGGCCGAGAAAAAAAUGGACGCCUUGCGAUCGCUCUCAUCACCCUCGGCAGAUGUCGUACGGGAUGGUACCCAGAUGACUAUCCCCUCCCGAGAAGUCGUGCCCGGCGACAUUGUGUCCAUCAAGACCGGAGACACUGUCCCAGCGGAUUUGCGCUUAUUCGAGGUCAUGAGCCUGGAAUGCGACGAGGCUAUAUUGACCGGCGAAGCACUACCCGUGGCCAAGGAAGUGGAGUUCGAAGUGAAAGCCGGCACGGCUAAAGAAGAUCUUGGUCUGGGCGAUCGAUUGAACAUCGCUUACUCGUCCUCGACUGUGACAAAAGGUCGUGGCCGUGGUAUCGUCGCGUACACUGGCAUGGCGACAGCAAUCGGAGGUAUCGCCGCGUCAAUGCAAGGUAAGAAGAGGAAGGCCAAUCGCACCAUGUCACAAAAAGAUCACGGCCGAAUGCAGCCUGUGAAAGGAGCAACGCUUCGAGUAUGGGAUGUGGUAGGAAAGUUUUUGGGUCUCACCGAGGGAACUCCUUUACAGAUCAAGCUGAGCAAACUCGCAUACACACUUUUUGGCUGCGCGAUCAUUCUUGCAAUCAUCGUGUUCGGCGUCAAUCGCUUCCAUGUCACCAACGAAGUCGCCAUCUAUGCCAUUUCUACCGGCAUUGCCAUCAUUCCCGAGUCCCUGAUCGCUGUCCUGACUAUCACCAUGGUCGUCGGCAUGACGCAAAUGAGGAAGCGAAAAGUCGUGGUCCGCCAGCUGAGUGCCCUUGAAGCUCUUGGAGGCGUCACCAACAUUUGCUCCGACAAGACAGGUACUCUGACACAAGGGAAAAUGGUCACUCGCAAAGUCUGGAUUCCUGGUGUGGGCAUCUACGGCGUCGAAAACUCCAACAACGCAUCGGACCCCACCGAAGGGACGAUCACGCUUGCCAACGCUCCGAAGUCCCGCAAGGAAGUCCAGGCCGAGAGACAGGCUAGACAGGAAGCUCUUGAUCGUAAGCGAAGCGUUGCUGGCGUGGUCUUUGACGUGCCUCGAGAGACGGCGAAUGAAAAUGAAGAAAAGGCCUCACACAGGGUGAUUGACAGCGACACUAUAGCGCCAGGACUCCAAGCCUUCCUCGAAUCAGCCGCUCUCUGCAACCUUGCAACCAUCCGCAAGGUCACAGAGACAGGGCACGAAGAGUGGAAGGCCAUGGGUGACCCAACGGAAAUCGCGCUUCAAGUCUUCUGUCACCGCUUCAGUCGUGGUAAGAAGACGCUGCAAGAACAACAUGGCUGGAUGCAGAAACAGGAGUUUGCAUUCGACAGCUCCAUCAAGCGCAUGUCCGUCGUCUACAGCAAACGCGACGACCAACAAAUGAUCUUCACCAAAGGCGCGGUAGAACGUAUCAUCGAUCUCUGCACACACGUCGGCGUCGAGCAGCAUCAACAGCGAAUGACACCGGACCUUAAAGAAAGUAUCCUGGAGCAGAUGAACUUCCUCGCCGAAGAAGGUCUACGUGUCCUCGCCAUCGCUCACAAAUCCACUUCUGCAGAAAACCCACACCUCGACCGCUCUGAAGUCGAGCAAGAUCUCUGCCUUUUAGGUCUAGCCGGCCUGUACGACCCGCCGCGCCUGGAGACAAAAGCAGCAAUCCAAGCCUGCACGACGGCCGGCAUCACCGUGUCCAUGCUCACAGGCGACCACCCGUCGACCGCAACAGCCAUCGCUCAAGAAGUCGGCAUCAUCCCCAAGAACAUGGGCACUCUCGCUCCGGACGUCGCCGCCGCAAUCGUCAAAACAGCCACCGAAUUCGACAGGAUGACCGACGCCGAGAUCGACGCCCUGCCUACCCUCCCACUCGUCGUCGCGCGUUGCGCACCCGAGACCAAAGUCCGCAUGAUCGAAGCCUUACAUCGCCGCCGCAAAUUCGCAGCCAUGACGGGCGACGGCGUCAACGACUCUCCAUCCCUCAAACUCGCGGACGUGGGUAUAGCAAUGGGCCUGAACGGAAGCGAUGUCGCAAAAUCAGCAUCGGACAUUGUCCUGACGGACGACAACUUCGCCAGCAUCGUCAAUGCCAUCGAAGAAGGACGCCGCAUGUUCGACAACAUCCAGCGCUUCGUGCUGCACCUGUUGGCGUCCAACGUUGGCGAAGUCAUCCUUUUGAUCUGCGGACUAGGCUUUCAGGACUCCUCCGGAUUCUCUGUUUUUCCGCUAUCGCCUCUACAAAUCCUGUGGAUCAACAUGCUUACAUCGUCGUUCCCUGCGUUUGGCCUGGGCCGCGAGAAAGCAGCGCCGGAUGUCAUGGAGCGCCCACCUCAUGACAACAAGACUGGUGUGUUCACUUGGGAACUCAUUACUGAUAUGCUGGUAUACGGGACCAUCCAGGGGACAUGCUGUCUUAUGACGUUCAUCUUCGUCGUGUAUGGUCCCGGCCAGGAUGGGCUGGGAGUCGAUUGCAACCGCGGCUACAACGAAAGUUGUGAUGUGGUGUUUCGUGCGCGCGCCGCAGUGUUCGUCGAACUCACGUGGCUCAUUCUGAUUUCUGCGUGGGAGUUCAAAGCCAUGCGCCGGAGCAUGUUUCGGCUCAAUCCGCAUGAUACACGGGCGUUUCCGUUCUUCGCGGAUAUUUGGGACAAUCAAUUCCUCUUCUGGUCGGUGGUGCUUGGGGCGCUGUCCGUUGUUCCAGCCGUGUACAUCCCCGGGUUGAACACGGGCGUCUUCAAGCACAAGGGGAUUUCGUGGGAGUGGGCGCCCGCUAUUGUCUGCGUGUUUGUCUUUGUGUCGGGGAUUGAGGCGUGGAAGUACAUUAAGCGUGCGACCGGGUUGUUCGAGGAAGAGGAAACCGAGGGUAUGAAGGCCCGUAGACACCAGCGGUCCGCGCUGGGGUUGAGGCAGGGGUUCUUUACGUUGGCGAGGAGUUUUACCAAGACAAAGUCGGAGGAGAAGAGGGUUGGUGGCCAGGAGAAGGAGCGGUCGCAGACGGUGGUGAUGCCGAGGGUUACUGAGGAGGUUUGA